UCUUUGCAUCGGGGACCCUCCCCGCCAGCGAUCCAUAUCCACCCUCGCGCGCCCCGGCCAAAGCCAGAGGAGGAGAGGCGGCCAAGGCAGCGAGCGCGCUGCAGACCCCGCCUCCUUGGGCUUUGCGCAAAGGCGCCGGACAGUUGCCCCGGCAGGAGCGCGCAGGGUCGUUUCCCCUCGUGCUUUCUCUUGUCGAAGGAAGGAAGGAGCGGCACCGCCGGCUCGGGAAAAGGCAGCCGAAGAGGAAAGCGAAGAGGGGGCGACUCCGUGAAACGUGCCUCGUCUGUCUUUCUUUGCCCUGCGCUUCCAUGUCAUGAGCUGCAGGACGUGAGCGCCCCGAGGAAGCAGCGGCCGUGCGGAAGAAAAUGUCAGUCAGCAUGCAUGAGAAUCGCAAGUCCAGAGCCAGCACUGGCUCCAUAAAUAUAUAUUUAUUCCAUAAAUCUUCAUAUGCUGAUAGUGUCCUUACUCAUCUAAACCUUCUGCGCCAGCAACGUCUUUUUACAGAUGUGCUUCUUCAUGCUGGAAACAAGUCAUUCCCUUGCCAUAGAGCUGUCCUAGCAGCUUGCAGCCGGUAUUUUGAAGCAAUGUUCAGUGGAGGACUCAAAGAAAGCCAAGCAAGUGAGGUCAACUUCCAUAAUUCUAUCCACCCAGAGGUUCUUGAACUUCUCCUGGACUAUGCUUAUUCCUCCAGGGUCAUCAUCAAUGAAGAGAAUGCAGAGUCCCUUUUGGAAGCUGGUGACAUGUUGGAAUUUCAAGACAUCCGGGACGCUUGUGCAGAAUUCUUAGAGAAGAACCUUCACCCCACUAACUGCCUUGGCAUGCUGCUUCUCUCAGAUGCUCACCAAUGUACUAAACUUUAUGAGCUCUCUUGGAGGAUGUGCCUUAGCAAUUUCCAGACCAUUAGCAAAAGUGAUGAUUUUCUUCAGCUCCCCAAAGACAUGGUUGUGCAGCUCCUGUCGAGUGAAGAAUUAGAGACCGAGGAUGAACGACUGGUCUAUGAGUCUGCCAUGAACUGGGUUAACUAUGAUCUCAAUAAACGGCACUGUUAUUUGCCUGAUCUACUGCAGACUGUGAGACUGGCUCUCUUGCCGGCCAUCUAUCUAAUGGAGAAUGUAGCUACUGAAGAGCUUAUCACCAAACAAAGGAAAAGUAAAGAGACUGUAGAAGAAGCUAUAAGGUGCAAGUUGAAGAUUUUGCAAAAUGAUGGUGUAGUCACUAGUUUGUGUGCAAGACCUCGUAAAACUGGCCAUGCCCUGUUUCUUCUGGGUGGACAAACCUUCAUGUGUGAUAAGCUCUACCUGGUGGACCAAAAAGCAAAAGAGAUCAUUCCAAAAGCAGACAUCCCAAGUCCAAGAAAAGAGUUCAGUGCAUGUGCUAUUGGCUGUAAAGUCUACAUCACUGGUGGCCGGGGAUCUGAAAACGGUGUCUCAAAAGAUGUUUGGGUGUAUGAUACACUUCAUGAAGAGUGGUCCAAAGCAGCUCCCAUGCUGGUAGCUCGAUUUGGUCAUGGUUCUGCAGAACUCAAACACUGCCUGUAUGUUGUGGGAGGGCACACAGCAGCCACUGGCUGUCUUCCAGCAUCUCCUUCAGUAUCCUUAAAGCAAGUAGAACAGUAUGACCCUGUGACCAAUAAAUGGACAAUGGUUGCUCCACUUCGGGAAGGAGUGAGCAAUGCAGCUGUAGUCAGUGCAAAGCUGAAGCUAUUUGCUUUUGGCGGUACUAGUGUCAGCCAUGAUAAGCUACCCAAAGUUCAGUGUUAUGACCUGUGUGAAAACAGGUGGACAGUACCAGCCACCUGCCCUCAGCCAUGGCGAUACACAGCUGCAGCAGUCCUGGGCAACCAGAUUUUUAUUAUGGGUGGAGAUACCGAAUUUUCUGCAUGCUCAGCUUAUAAAUUCAACAGUGAAACUUACCAGUGGACUAAAGUUGGAGAUGUGACAGCUAAGAGAAUGAGCUGCCAUGCAGUAGCAUCUGGGAACAAGCUGUAUGUUGUUGGAGGGUAUUUUGGUAUCCAGAGAUGCAAAACGUUAGAUUGCUAUGACCCUACACUAGAUGUAUGGAACAGCAUAACCACAGUGCCCUAUUCUCUCAUUCCUACUGCAUUUGUGAGCACAUGGAAGCAUCUCCCUUCAUAAGUGCAUGCAUGGCUUAUACAGUUUAUUCCAUUAUUUGGUGAAGAAGGUGGAACUUCAGUGUUGGAGAACUGGCUUUAAUGAAGAAAACAUUUUUUUUUGAGUUUGAAGAAAAUCUUCUGCACCUUCUGCAUUCUUAAAGCUGGUAAUGAAGGAAUGGAAGAAGACCCUUGUCUUCAGUAUAUCAGCACAUGGUUUAACUAUGAAUGAAUGAACUUCUGAUCUGGUCUCUGUGUUUGUAAUUGUGGAUUAAUGUCAAGUUCAAUCAGCCCAUCAAAGGGGGGGAGGGGGGAGGAGAAAAAUGGACGUCUUCUGAACUGCACAACACAGCACAACCCUCAAUUUUCAUGGACUUUACUAUUUUUUGUGUACAGAAUUUGAAAUGGUUGUCACCUCUCUUUGUGACAGUUUGAAGCGUCAGCAGCAGCUGCAUAGGAAAGUGGGCCAGGUCUGGAGCAUUAAGAUGUCUUUGUGAAUGAAGUUGCAGCUGUAUCCCUGCCACUGAGAUGAGCUUGUUUUCUUAGGCAUUGCCCAAAGCAUCAGUUGAAAUGGCAAAGCUGUAUUGUUGUUGCUGACGCGAGUAACUGUCUACUUGCUAAAGAGCAACACAACUUUAAAAAUGAGGGGGAAAGGGUUGCAGCCUUGAUAGGUGGAGGCAAAUAACUCCCUGCCCCCAGAAUAUUUGAUUUCCCGUUGUAUUUAUUAAUUACUACCACUGUUCUGCUUCAAAAUUACUUGUUGUAGAUAUAGCUAUUUAUUAUUCAGUGCUUGCAUGCCGAAACAAUGCCGACAGUUGUCUUUAGUUGUAAGUAAGGGCUUAUGUGAAUCAUAUGUUUUGCACAUUCUAUGGUCUCUGAUUUUGCUCUGCUGCACAAGAAAAAGGCUGAGUAAUCAGGGAGAGGAGUAGGAAGGAGGGGUCAGAAAAGGAAGGUUUGCAAGGCAGGGUCUUAGAUUACACGCCUACGAAAGGAAGAAGUCACAGAGGUCACUUUCUCAGGCCAUUGAUUCUCCAGGUGACGUGCGACGCAACUUGUUGAUAGUACGCUUUAUUUGCGGAGUCAUGUGUUUUUGAAUGAACUCAACUGAAAACAACCACAGUCACUUAACAGCUUUCUUUUUGUGCAGCUUCAACACUACUGGAAAUUGGGGGAGGGGGGAACCCUGGCAGACUUUCUGUGCACAGAGCUCUGUUUCCUGGCAUUAUUCAACAAUUGUUUUUAUUUAUUUAUUUAUUUUUGCAUAUGGGAUGUUUACCAUUGUCAUGGUUUAUCUGACCAAGGGGAACUUUCUGAUUAAAAAUAAGUAGGGAGAUAUUUUGUGUGUAGCUUUCUCUCCAUUUUUUUACAUUAACUGGAUAUAUUUUACUUCUAAAGAGUAUGUAUGUGUCCUUCUCUCCUCUCCUGUUAUAUUCAGAGGAAAAAGGCUGCUAAAUCAUCAAACAUUUGGAUGAUUUUGCAUAAAAUAAAAAGACCUUGAAAUACUUCGUACCUGUAAGUGUACCUGCUUAAAGAGAUUUCUAAAUGUACUCUCCCCUCCAAAUUAACUUUAAGUUGGUUGUGAUGACACACUUCAUAUUGAACCCGCAUGGUUUCUUUGCCAAAAAUUUAGUCUAAAAGCCUGUAUUGAUGUGUUCUAGGUCAUAAGCAUUAGUACAGUGCAGACUACAAAACUUCUGGGGGUUGUCAUGUCUUAAUGUUGCAGACACAAAAUUAUUUUGAGAUGCAUGCAUGCAUGUCUUAAAGUCACAAUGAUGAUGCCUGCCUUCAUCAUAAUCAGCUCCGCUCUUAACAGCACUUUUGCCACUUGAAAAAAAAACAUUAACAGUUCAGGAAUUUUGCCAUUGACUCAUUUUCCUGACUGUAUAGUUUCAUUUCUGGAAUAUUUUGUUAAUAAGAAAUAAAUGUUUCAAUUUUUUGAAUACUUGUGACUUUUAAAUAUGUUAGAUUAUUGAAGAAUUAUUCCCAUAGUUCAGGGGUUCUUAAACUUUGUAUGACAAACCACUGUUCCGAUUUGCAUGUUUUGAGGGACAAAAACAUUUUCUUCUGGUACAACUGUAACAAGAAAGGCUGCUUCAAAGCCUUCUAAAUUAACAACCCUCCUACACCCAGAUACAAAUGUACUGUGCACAUGGGCUGAAGUCAUGUACCCAGACAAUGGGUAGUAUGUUAGGUUUAUAGAUGUUCACGUCACUAACUUUUCAGAUAUUACAGGUAUGUGUACUGGAAGCCUCCAAACUACAUAUACAUCCUCCUGAUCCUCAGUUGCCAUGCUGUCUAAAGAGACACAGCACACGCUUUAUGUGACUUCAGUACAUACAAACUGACUACUGGAUUUUUCAUGGUUUCCAUGUACGGAAGCUGUAUACACGUGUAAAGUAUGUGCAUUGCUCUUAUUUAGACAGCAUGUAUGUCAAAAGUACCAUUGGUAGCAAGCGCUCCCAAUAUGUGCAGUUGUUUAGCUCUGAAAAUAUGUGGAUGUAAUGUCUGCAAAUGUUAUCACAUUUGAUCACCCAACAUUACUUUUCAGUUCUUACAAUGUUCAGUAAAGCUGCAUUAAAUGCAGAAGGGGUGAUGUUUUGAACUUGUUCCUUAUCUUUUUUUGUAAAAGACCCUUAGAAUUUUUUGUGUUGGUUUCAUUGUGAUUCUGUAGUCCAGAGUCUAAAAAUCAUUGCUUGGAGUUGGUUGUGAAAGGACUACCUCCAUACUACAAAUAUGAAAAUGAACAAUAUAGAAUACCAAUACAACAAUCUAUUAAUAUUUAUGAAAACCAAUCCACCUUGUUCCUGUAAAAUCUUGAAAGGGAGCCUUACAACCCAAUCUGGAGGGGGGGGAGGAGUUGUGGAGUCGCCAGGCCCUAUGCUGGUGGAUUUGCCCUCCCUGAGGCACUUACUCUUGCGAAAAGGCAAAUCUGCUAGCAAGCUCCUGAACCCCCGCCAGGUCUGCCACCAUAGCAAGUGCAUUCUGGAAGUGUAGCCGUGGUUGGAACUGACCUUGGUCAGCUUCCACCCUGGCUUUGUCUCCUGGGAUGCUAGCACCCAGAACAUGGAUUUAUACCACCCUUUUGGGUAGCAUAAGCCCAUUGAUAGUCACGUUGUCCUAUGUUGUCUCAGGGCUUUGGAUUGGGCUUAGAAUAUUAAAUUUGCAAAGUAUAUAGUAAAAUUUAAAUUCAGUUGAUAUAAAUUCUUCCACUGCAAAUCCUUGCUCUCCCCCAUUUGCAUUAUGAUUGUGCUUUGCCCUUUUGGACAGAUAGGUAACUGUAAAGGAACUGUCAAAUGUGUUUUGCUUUCACUUUGCACAGACAUGAAUGUCUCAAGGUGUUUGAGUAAAGGGUCUAAAAUCCUUUUUUUCCUUGUUGAGAGAAGUGACAAAAUUCUGUCUGCUGCAGCUUUCUGUAUAGCUGCUUAGCUUGUAACACGAGUCUUUUUUGUAAUACCAUCUGAUUUCCUAAAACAUCUGAAGUGACUGCAGUUGAAUUUCAAAGCAGUGGUUUGCUUUCAAGUCCUUGGAAUUAAUUCCUGGGUACGAGUUGAAGGAAACUGAAAAUCAGGGUGGGCCUCUAGCCCUGCAGGUGAAUAUUUUGGACUCCUGUUCUUUGACUUGAUGUGGGAAUUCUAGCUUACUAUUUGGCCAUUUGGGUCUAAAAAGCAGCCCACACUUCUGAGACAAAUGCAGUUCACACAAGAGUGCACACAAAAAAACUUGGCAUAAGACGAGAAAGUUCUUCGUAUUUUGUGGGCUGGUUGCUGUGGAAACAUGAAACAAAGGACAGCCUACCACUUCUGGUAUAAUUGUGUAGCCCCUUUUCUCUAGGCCUGACACCUGUCUGAAUAAGAGUGAUUAGAGCUGAAUGGUGCCCCUUGUCUCACAAUUGAAGAUGCGGUUCACGUACCCCAAAAAAGAAAAACCAUACAAGUGAAGAAGUAAAAUGUCUGUUUGUGUCUCUUUGUUUGCUUCUAUAUUUUGAUGUUUUGUAAAACUGCAUUUUUUUCCACAAUGUGAACUGAAGGUCAAUAAAUUAUUAGAAGUUUUCUCUUCAA
Messenger RNA from Sphaerodactylus townsendi, 6168 nucleotides. RefSeq names its product ectodermal-neural cortex 1 (gene ENC1). The coding region runs from base 366 to 2135 and encodes 589 amino acids. Lineage: Eukaryota; Metazoa; Chordata; Lepidosauria; Squamata; Sphaerodactylidae. Gene Ontology annotation, molecular function: protein binding. The transcript is spliced from 3 exons. The record is from RefSeq and is a predicted model, not a curated record.